This is a messenger RNA of Striga hermonthica, 1707 nucleotides long. Lineage: Eukaryota; Viridiplantae; Streptophyta; Magnoliopsida; Lamiales; Orobanchaceae. The record is from the annotation of a GenBank genome assembly.
AUGGCAUCGGGAUCAGCCCGAAAGUUACCGGCGCGCCUUCUAUACUCCCCCUGCACCAGAUACGUCGGCCCCGCGCCGCCACGGGCAUCCGCUGCCGCCCUGCUCGCCUGCAAUUUUCAUAUCCUCUCUUUCUCCGCCGGAAGCGGUGGCGCCGCGCGGCUGAGGAAGGCGAAGGAGGAAUUGUGGAAGGAGUACCUGAGGAAAGGCAUGAUUGUCGGGAACGACCGGGAAGGAGAUGAUUGCGUGAUUACUGCACAUGACGAGGAGAUGUCCGAUAGCAUUGGAUUUGAAGAUAAGAGAAAAGUGAGCCCACAGGCUCCAGAUAAGGAAAAUGCCAAGAGACCGGCCAUUACAGGGCUGCUCGAUGCCUCCCUCGCCUCUAGAUUUCUUUCGGAUCCAAUCAUCACCGAUAAGUGUGAUAUACUGGCCAAAGACGAGUUUGUUGUUCAAAUGGCACAGCAACUUCUGGAGGCACUCCAAGCUUCUACAGUUCUCGAGGAUGGGACAUUUAAUGACUCUGCAUUCGAGCAUUUUGCUCUGGUGAUGAGAAUAUGGAGAAAUGAUGUGUUUAAUACCCUGAUUGGAGAAAUGAUUUACGAGGAUUGCGUUUCCGAUAUCAUAGACAAACUUUCAAAUGAAGUGGAAAAUGAACAAAUUGGAGAACGUAUGUGCCGUAUCAAGGCAGAUCACAACUUGAGUGAUAUUCUCCAACUCAAAAAGCCGCCUGCUACAAUGAUAAGGGGACUUUUGAUCAUUGUACUUGGGUAUUGGAGUUAUAAUAAGCUGCCUUUGAUGUUUGAUGAAAAAUUAAUGUGUUUUGAUGGAGACUGUGGAUAUGAAGGGCAUAAAGUUGCAGAAGAUGGAUAUGAGAUUAUCGAAAGAGAAAUUGUGAGUGACAUGGAGAUUGGUUUGGCAUCAGAGGAACACAGUACACGGUUAAUAAAGACUCCCAUUCAGAGCCUUGAUGAUGAACUAUUCAUUGUGGAGUUGGCCCAUGACUUAAAGCAAGAUUCCUGCCUUUUUGGAAAAACACAACAAUGUAUGGAAUUCCUUCACAUCUUUGAUCCUAAAGAUGAUGGAUCUUUGUUUUCCGCGGAACUACAUUAUGAUUUAGCUCAUGAAGUUUUGGAGGAUCUCCACUUUAUUCAAUUGCUUAUCGAGAGUCUUAAGAUGGACUUCGAAGGUCGUCGGUUAGUAAAACAAUAUGGCAAACGAGCUAAGGUUAAGAAUGAAGAUGUGUUGGCUACAGUUAAAAAUAUCGUUAAAGAUCCUGGCUUCCAUCAAUACAAGGACCAUAUUGAAAAGAAUGAAGUUCGUGCUGUGAGAGUUUUUUUGAGUAUUUUAAUCGUUCACUGGGUGUACGAUGAUGUGCUUAAGAAGGUUAAUACGGAACUUUGUGAAUAUGAUCAAGCGAUAUGGGAAGCGACACAGAUUGCAAGUGCUGAUGCUUGGAAAGCUACGGGUUAUGAUGAUGUAGAGGCUGAAAUCUGUUAUGUUACUAGAUUUGCUGGAGAUUUGAAGGGUUUGACGGAAGCGUUGGGUAAAGUAUACGGUACUAGACCUUAUAAGCACAUUUUUGAUAAGUUCAAGAAACUGCAAUUUUAUUGGGAGAUUAAUGCUAGAAGAAAUCAGUACGACGUCAGAUUGGAUAUUGAUGCAUAUAGUUGCAACGGCAGAAGACCAGGUGGUAGCUGUGGGGUCAUCUAG